This is a messenger RNA of Cyprinus carpio (common carp), 10151 nucleotides long. Its product is annotated as peripheral-type benzodiazepine receptor-associated protein 1. Gene Ontology annotation, molecular function: protein binding. Gene Ontology annotation, biological process: neuromuscular synaptic transmission. The record is from RefSeq and is a predicted model, not a curated record. The transcript has 32 exons. The coding region runs from base 1319 to 7507 and encodes 2062 amino acids. NCBI's taxonomy places the organism in Eukaryota, Metazoa, Chordata, Actinopteri, Cypriniformes, Cyprinidae.
UAAUGUAGUUAACUAAUGCAACCUUAUUGUAAAGUGUUAUAUUUUAACUAUUGGCAACAUAUUAGAGGUGUCAUUACCUACAACAGCAAAUUAUCAACUACCAGUGACUGGAUCGAUCGUUGGAUAACAUUAACUAAAAUUGACACCAGUCUUUUCUGAGGCAGAUCAUAUAAUGUUUAAUUUAAGAUUUCAAAGACUUGCACUUAAUAAAUAGUUCACUGUAAGACCAGCAGCAUGCACUGAUAGAGUAAACAGCAUCAGUGUUGAUUUCAGUGACAGAAUCCCUAGUAAUAAUGCACUGCGGUUGUGUAUUUCUACAUUUUCCACACUCUCCUGUUUAAUUCCACAUUCCAGACACUGUACGUCAUCACUGCCAUUGUCUCUCAAUGCUAAUAUUGGAGAAAGCGCGUGUGGCCGUCCUUUGGUCCUUUUCGUCGAGCUGCCUCUUUGACGAUCAAUAGAGCGACAUCAUUCCAGCGUCAUCUCCAUGGAAACCAUCCUGCUCCACCGCCGGGAUUGGCUCCCUCCCAGAGCCUGCUUGAGUGUGAUUGGAGGACCCCCCCCAACCUUUCUCUCUCUCUCUCCCUCCCUCGCUCGCUCGCUCAGCCACACGCUCUCCUCCUCUUCAUCUUAAUGUUGUUAUCUUACCAAACACACAUUUAGGCAGAGCACCGAGAUCCAGCGUGACCGCUGAAGCAUCACUGAAAACCAGGAUCGCUAUAUGAACUGGCACAUCCGAGCUGAGGAGAUGAUAAGCAUGAGAGGAUGGCGCAAUGAGCCGAGUGUAAAUCCAGUCCGUGGAGAGAGAGGAAAUUAAGAGACCUGUUAGAAAAUAAGACGUCAUCUUCUGCGUUGGCUUCAAACUGGUCUUUAUACAAACCGGUUGUCUCUUUUUCUCAGUCUUUGAGUCUUUUUUAUCAACAGCAGGAGGAAGUCGAGCAAUAUAUGGAUGACGGCAACACGCUGGGACUGGAAAUGCAUUUUUUACAAAACAUUGACAUUUCUGCGUUUUAUGUAAUGGGGGUGUUAUUUGGAGAGCGAUGCACUUGAGCUCGGUAAUGUCUCUUUAAGAAUUUGCAACAGCUGUGCUGCUUUUUUGCAUCUUGACUUGCAUUAAUGAAUUGUUUUGGGUCAUUGAUAAGCGUCUUAUUGCUGUGCAUUUACAAGCUGGAGCAGAAGAGCUUUUGCCUCUAGAUGAAGCGUUUCUUCAAGGCUUGGAAGAUUAUAAAAAGUGUUGUUUUUCCUCCAUGUCUUUAGUUGCGAACAUACCCUUCUCGAGACAUCCUUGAAACCCAUCUUUGCACUCAUAAACGGAGUAAUGUACGACUUAUGUACUAGGCCAGACCCCCCCGAACCACCUCAGCACGGUUCACCCACGCCGGAGAUGAGUAGCGGUGGACCCGAGUCUCCGGCUGGACCCGGGCAUCCCGACAGAGCAAAGCCAGAGGAGCGAGCGCUAGCGUCAGAUGCAUUGAGCGAGAUGAACCUGGGAUCCUCCACCACGACUAAUGGAAACGGCAGCGUGACUUUGCCAUCCGCUGUUCUGUGUAAACGGCAUCAUUCUCUCUAUGAAGGGCUUAACGGAUGUGAGGCGGGAGGCUUCGGAAAGAAUGGCAGGGACUAUGGGUUCCUGGUGCGGCAGAACUCAGAGCUGCUGCGGGCGCUGGAGGAGAUGGAGAAAUCAUGCAACACUCUCAGAGAGGAGAACAAGAUACUGAGGAAGAGCAGUUCUCCAGAGACGGAGGAGAAAGUGAAGAGGUUGAGGAAGAAGAACACCGAACUCGCUGUCAUCGCCAAACGUUUGGAGGAAAGAGCGCGGAAACUACAGGAAGCCAACCUGAAAGUGGUCAAUACUCCGAUGCCGGUGAAAGCGGGCGCUGUGGAGCAGUACAAGCGUGCGUUUGCCCGUCAGAGAGCCAGAGACCUGGCGCAGCACGCAGACACACUGCUGUGUAAAGACAAACAGAUCGCAGCGCUGCAGCAGGAGUGCAGACAGCUGGAGACACGGCUGGGACAGGGGAAGGGUCCUGUGGGAGUCAGUGAGUUUGAGCGUCUCCUGAAGGAGUCUCAGAAGGAGGUGCUGCGUCUGCAGAGACAGCUGUCUGUCACCUCCACCAGAGACCAGAGCAUUGUGACGGCAGAAAACCCUUCAGAGAAUCAGGACCGAGACAGCAGGGUUGCGUUUGAAACCCCGCCCACAGUAGUAGAUGAGGCCCCUGUUAAGGGGGAGGAGACUCCUGCAGAGGGGGAGGAGUCAGAGACUCAAGUGAAGCCCGAACAGGUCACAGGCUCCACCCACCAGGAAGAGCAGACCACAGAAGAGCGUCUUCAGUUGCUGGAAAGUGAGUUGGGCAAGAAGAGGAAAGAAUGUGAAGUUCUUGAGCAUGAGGUGCGGAAGAGACAGAAACGAUGUCUUGAUUUGGAGAACCAGCUAGUGGACGAGCGCAGCAGAAAUGAGCACUUAGUGGAGGAGGCAGAACUCCUCAGGAGAAAGGCUCAGCUGCUCGACCAGUCGCAGGCUGAAAAUGAGGAGCUAAAGGAGCAGCUCUGUGUUUUGAACGCUCAGCAUAGUUCAGUUCUGGAGGAGAACCAGCGACUCCGUGCAAAGCUGGAGAACCUAGAGCAGGUCCUAAAGCACAUGCGAGAGGUCGCUGAGCGCAGGCAGCAGCUGGAAUUGGAGCAUGAGCAGGCACUGGCUAUCCUCAAGUUCAAACAGGAUGAAAUCAAGCGACUCCAGCGGGCUCAGUUAUUUGCAAAAAGGGAACAUGAAGGUGUCGUGCAGAUGCUGGAGGAUCUGGUGCAGCUCGUAUUGCACAGAGAGCUGGCAAAAGUUCGUGAGCUGGAGGAGAAAUGCCGCAGUCAGAGCGAGCAGUUCGGGAUGCUGUCACAGGAACUGGACAAAUUCAGGGUUCAGGCCUCAAAGAUCGACCUGUCGGGCCCCAGCCUGACCCAGCUGACCAAUGGGGUCGGCCUGUCCGGCACAAAUGCCUCAUGGGAAGACAUCACAUUCUGGAGUUUGGAGGGUAAUGAAGCCCUCUGUGACACCUCUGAGUCUGAUGUGGCUGCGGUUUUGCGGACGGGCUCCACUCCACACGCAGCUGAACUGUCACGUCCCGAACGCUCACCGAACGUCAAACACAGAGAGCUGCCUGCCAUCAGUGUGAAGUCCGGCUCCACGUCCAGCCCUACGCCACCCAGAUCUGAGACAACUCACCUCUCACCCAAAUCUGCUGGAUCUCACCCGGCCAGCCCCCGAAAAGCCAGCCCUACACAUGAGGUGGACACUGCUAGUGAAGUUGAGGAGCUUGAUAUUGAUGUUUCUCCGGCGCCGUAUUCAGUCAGUAAAGGAGCAGCGAAACUCCAGGUCUUCAUCGCACGGUAUAGUUACAAUCCCUUUGAUGGUCCUAAUGAUAACCCAGAGGUCGAGUUGCCCCUCACAGCAGGGGAGUACAUUUACGUCUAUGGAGACAUGGAUGAUGAUGGCUUUUAUGAGGGUGAGCUGAUGGAUGGCAGAAGAGGCCUUGUUCCCUCCAACUUUGUGGAGCGUGUGUCGGACGAUGACUUCAUGAGCUCUCACCAUCACCAGGCUGGCGAUAUGUCCCAUAAUUCCUUCCAGGAGAGCAGCUUCCACAGCGGCAGUGAGCGACUGCACCAACACCACUUACGCUUCGCCCACAGCACCUCCGAGAGGACAGAGACCUCCACAACAGCAUCGGCUCCCGGUGAUAAUGCCAAAGCUAACCCCGCUAACCCUGCCCUGGCCGUCCCGCUCAGUAACGGCUUAGACUUGGAUCUAGAGGAGGUUGGGGUGGACACUGUGCCUUACCCCCGCAAGCUAGCGCUAAUCAAGCAGUUAGCCAAGAGUGUCAUCAUCGGCUGGGAGUCUCCACUGGUCCCGGCCGGCUGGGGUACUGUGUCUAGCUAUAAUGUGUACGUGGACCACGAGUUGCGACUCAACGUGCCAUUUGGUACCCAAACGAAGGCUGUUCUGGAAAGGCUAGAUUUGGCACAGAAGGCGUAUCGGAUUGCGGUGCAGUGCCUGACGGAGCGAGGCAACUCUGAUCAGCUGCGUUGCAGUAUGCUGGUUGGACGGGACGUGAGCGUAGCGCCGACUCACCUGCGCAUUGAACGCAUAAUGGCUACCUCGGCCAGCCUAACCUGGCUGCCUAGCAACAGUAACUAUGUGCACAUUGUGUCUUUAAACGACGAGGAGUGUGAGCUGGUAAAGGCGGGAUGCUAUUCACUGUGCCUCAGCAACCUCACACCCAACAUGCAUUACAACGUUAAAGUGGAGGCCAGGCCGCACCGCACAGCCUGGGAACUACCGCCGGAGUGCAGAGAACGCAAAACCGCAGUGACCUCUUUCACAACCCUGUCUGCAGGUCCUCCUGAUGCUCCUCUGGAUGUGCAGUUGGAGCAGGGUCCAUCUCCAGGAAUAGCUCAGAUCAGCUGGCUGCCCGUUACUAUAGAUGCUGCUGGGACGUCCAAUGGCGUACGAGUCACUGGCUACACCAUCUACGCUGACAAGAAGAAGGUAUUAGAGGUGUCGUCACCCACAGCAGGCAGCGCUCUGAUUGGUCCAUCUCAGAUCCAAACAUUACAGGCAGCCCGUGAGCUCACCGUGCGGACCAUGUCAGCUUUUGGUGAGUCGGUGGACUCAAUGCCGGUGAAUGUGCCCGCCAAAUUGCCUGCCAUCAUGUCCGGUGCCUCAUUGCCUCAAUGCCAGUCUGUGCCAGCCACCGCCAGUGUCCUCACGGCCAGUGCCAACCCAGAUCCUGCUGUCUGUGCCACAUCUCUCUCACCUGCCAAAUUGCCCAUUCUGCCACACACUGCUACACUGGACGAACACACCACUGGUCCUGUUCGGGGAUUCUAUGCCAAUAUACCCAAUGCAACCACUCGUGAGGCGUCUCCGUCUCCUGCUUCUUAUGUAGAAGCCUGGGCAAAGCCAACACCAGCUGGACCCAUGCCAGCACAGGAGGCACUGUCACUAUGUACCUCAUGUACUAACUUAACGGUGAGUGUAUCUACACCCAUGGUCGUGCCUGUGCCUGUUGCUACACCAACAUCCAUGGCCAUACCAGCUCCCUUGACCACACCAGGACACAUGCCCACACCAGUGUCCAUGACAGUGACAGGUCCUAUAGUUGUGCCGGCACCUGCCACCAUGCCUGUGCCCAUCUCUGCGCCCAUACCUGCACCUACACCUGCACCUGUUGUUGUACCUGCAUCAGUGCCAGUGCAGUCUAGUGUGGCUCCUGCUGUGCGGAACCCAAGCAGAGAGACAGACAGCCCAGGAGGCCUGCGUCCUGUUGCCUCCCUCUCCGACUUCUUGGAGGACCCUCGUGCCAAACUUCACACACCACCUCCACCCAGUUCCACCUGCCCCAAAGUCAACAUCCCAGGAGAAGACCCUCUUGAUAUCCCAGAUACGCACCCACUGAGACCUCCCAAUCCGUCACCCUUUGAGUCAGAGCCCGAGGAGGACAGGGAAAACACCAGGCUCGUAUCCAUAGAGGAGUUCCUGCGGCCUGUACCUCAACCUCGAAUAAAGGUCUAUGCUGGUGGUCUUAUGGACCCUCCCCCAGACUACCAUGGGGAGAGCAGUCGGUCUGAUCUGUCUGACAUACUUGAAGAAGAGGAGGAAGAUCUGUACUCUGAACCUAUUACUGACGUCUCCAGAGGUUACAGUACAGCUCCUACGUGCAGGUCUGAAAUGUGGGAACCAGACAGCGAUGAAGAAAUUUUGGAGAGAAUUAUAAAGCUCCCCCCUCAAGCCUACCACAAAAAGCAGCUCUUUAGCAUCCCAGAAGUCACUGAAGAAGAAGACAACACUGAAUCUGAACCCCACGCUAGGCCUUCCCCAGGCCGGACUACUUCUGGCAAGGGCCGCCAAAGUGGACAUGAGGGGCGUCGACAUUCCCCCCACCAUCACAAUCAGGCACAUAAAAUGGAAUCAGAUUCACCCGCAGUGAGGUACAAAGGGACUGUGCCAGUCAGGACUAGACCCAGAGUGCACUACGCUGACACAGUGGACACCAUCAACUAUCUGGAUGAGGAAGAGAUGGAGUUGGGCUCUGACAGUAGCCUGUAUGCUGGGCUUAGUUCUGUAAGUGUAGCUGCACGUCGUACACCGCACAAAGCUCAUGGCGACCGACUUAGGAGAGAGGCCUUGCUCCGUAGCCAGAUGACUUCAGGAACAGGGCAGGGACCCCAUUUACUUAGCAAGACCAUACACCGUGUGAAAUCGCCCACUGGACCCUCAACAGAGAUUGAUGUAGAGUAUGGAACCGAUAACGAUGAGGAGCCUCAGCUGUUUGAUCCUGGAGAAGUGGUGUUAGAACAAAUGAGCUCGGAGUGGUGGGUUGAAGGCGGUAACAAUGAGUACCACCACUUGCCCCUGACAUGCAGACCCCAGCCGGAGCUGCCCCCAAGCAGCCGAUCAUGGGAGGCAGGUGGAAGAGAAGCAUCGUUGGCAGAUCCAGGUGCAAUGUGGUGCGAUGUCACUCCAAAAUCGCCACGGUCUGAAAUCAGACUACAUAGAGAGCCCAGAGCAUCUGGGGAAAAUGAGGUGAGGGUAUUUGUUGCCCUCUUCCCAUAUGAUCCUUCAGUCAUGUCCCCCAAUCCUGACGCUGCUGAAGAAGAGCUUCCCUUCAAAGAAGGCCAGAUUAUCAAGGUUUAUGGGGACAAAGAUGCAGAUGGUUUCUUCCGGGGUGAGGCGGGUGGCCGUCGUGGCUAUGUGCCGUGUAAUAUGGUUUCAGAGAUCCAGGUUGAUGAUGAGGAGACCAGAGACCAGCUCCUGAUGCAGGGCUUCCUCUCCACAGAGGCGUCAUUGGAAAAGAUAGACGCCCGCUUACAUGCACAGCUUCCACGCCGUCCCGCUGCACCGCCGAAACCUAGACGCUCCAAGAAAGUGGAGUCAGCUGCGGUGUUGGACGACACGUCCGCUAUGGACUCCUCCAGUCAAGACCUCAGUCGCUCCGCUGGUCCGAUGGGAAGCUCCAGACCUUGCAGGAUGGUGGCCAUCUUUGACUACGACCCGAGAGAGAGCUCUCCCAAUGCAGACAUAGAGGCUGAACUGACCUUCAGCGCGGGCGACGUCAUCUAUGUGUUCGGUGACAUGGACGAUGACGGCUUCUACUAUGGGGAUCUCAAUGGACACAAAGGCCUCGUACCGUCCAACUUCCUGCAAGCUUUUCCAGAGACAGAAGAAGAUGCUGCGCAGACGGAGCACACGGUGACGGAGAGCCGCAGGGAUUCACAGGUGAGCCAGACAGAAUCGUCUGAGCAUCUUGAUCCCUUGAGCUCCUCUCAGCUAGACCCAAAUCCACCGGCUCAGCCAGGACCAAACCCCGAGCCGGACUCAGAUCAGAAACCGACCCUGAGCUCAUCUCCACCCACGACCCCUCCGUUCCCCGACACCUCUCUGCCCGAGAAGAAGAAGAAAGGUUUCUUCUCCAAGGGCAGGAAGCUCUUCAGAAAGCUGGGCUCCAGCAAGAAAGAAUAACUGUGAGCGUGAAGAUCUGCAGAUUGCACUUUUUCUUGUGUGUCGUGUCCGUCCGAUAGGAGAAUCUGUCUCAUUCUCUGAUUUUUGCCAUAAUGAUGCCGAUUUACCAGCGCUUUCGUCUGUCAGACUGUUCCUUCUUUUCAAAAAAGCUAAUAAUCGCAAUACUUGUGCAAGUAGGGAAAUGGGUUUGAACCCAUUAAAGCUGUGACUAGAGCUCAUGCCUGUUUAAAAGCUAUAAAAUACUCAUUUGAAGAGUAAAAAGAUAGCAAAAUAUUCUAAAUAAACGCUUAACUUCAAUAUAACAGCAUCUAGACAUGAAUAACCGUCUGCUAGUGUCACAAACAUCAUCCACUAAAAGACAAAGCACACUUAAAGGAAAUAUGUUGACAUGAUAUUUAAAUGAUAUUAAAAUAAAGCGAAGGAGUGUGACAAAACUAUUUUUUUGUCGCUACAGAAAUAUUUUGCACUACAAGUAGGGUCCAAGACUGCAGAGCUGUGUCCCUUCACCUGUGUUGUGUUAAAGCUCGAGUAAUACAAACCAGUUAGUUAAACCAGUACAGACUGAGCUGAACUCAAAUCGUUACAUAUUCAUUCAUACGCUUUACUGGAGAAAAUCUCAAUUAUCACCGACUGACCGAAAGCUUUUUUAUUAUCUAUAUCACAAUAUUUUCUGCACUUUCAGAUUAUUUAAUCAGUAAUGUUGUUGUAUUCUACUGAAAAUAGGGUUUUAUUAUAUUCUACACACUACUGUGUGGAAGCCUGUUUCUGACACUGAAUAAAAAAAAGGGAAUUGUGACAUCACAACUGCGUUUACAUCUUACAAUUUUGAGUUUUUUUCCUUGCAAUUUUAAGGUAUUAAGUCAGAAUUGCAGUAUGUCAAUUAGAAAUUGCAAGGAAUAACAUCAGAAUUGUGACAUAUACUGUAAACUCACAAAGUGAUUUUUUUUUUUAAACAAUUCUGACUUUUUCCCUUGUAAUUGCAUGUUUAUCUCGCAGUUCUGACUUUUUCUCUCCCAAUUCUGACUUCUUUUCUCAGAAUUGUGAGAUAGAGAGAAAGUGAGAAAGUCUGAAUUACGAAUUUAUAUCACGCAUUUCUGAGAAAAAAAGAUUAGAAUUUUGAGAUAAAAAGUUGCAAUUAUUAUUUUUUUUUAUUGUGGAAAGGGGCUUCAAUACCUCUGUACUCAUUUAGGCAAUCAGUUACAUUCUUAUGUGUUUUUUCCCCUAAUUAAAGAUUAUGCUUGCAUUUGCGCAAAAAACCCACAGCAACAAUACAUAUUUAUUAUCAUUUUCAACUUUAUGAUUUAUGUUGUUUGCAUGCUAAAACAGCAUUUCGAACCGGAAAAUGUUGAUCGUUCUCUGUAAAUGUAAUAUAUUGUGCAUCUGAUGAUGCACUGAAGCUUUUAUUGUUCGUAAUGAACUUCGUAUUUAGUUCUGCCAUGCCUUUUCUCAAACUCAUUGACCUGGAACUCACUUUACAAUAGCGACAUUAAGAAUUCAUGAAACAGAGAAACAUUGACUUCUUUCUGCAUGAGCUCUGUCUUCACUCUUCUUGCUUAGUUCCUAAUUUCUUUUCCUCCGUUUUAGGAGCAUCGUAAUACAGACACAGCUUGUGAGCGUAACACCACACACCCUUUGACUUUACAUUGCAGUAUAAUGCGUUUGUUUUUCUGGCGCCAUCCGCUGGUUCUUGCUCACGUGAAAUCAUUUCUCAGGUCGAAUCGCUGAUCAGUUUCGCGUCUUAAGUCAGCUCUUGCUCUUCUCAGGCGAGACUGUCCAAACCACACAAUCUUGCCAAAGGUUGAGGUGCUCUGCACGUCACCACAGCGACCAAUCACAGAACGCCAGGCGUUUACAGGGGCGGAGCUAGAGCCCAAAUGCCCUCACAGUCAGGAAGUAGGUGAAAGUUUCGACUGUUUCUCGAACUGGCAGAACAGAAUAUACAAAGAAAGUUGUGCUUUAGCAUUAUUGUAAAUUGCAAGUGUCAUCAAACAAGCAUCCUUGAUCAUUUUAUGGGUAGUGAUGCGCUGUACAGCCCCUUAAUAUCAACUAGUCAGGUGAUUUUCCCCUCGCUGCACUAUAUAAUCCAGAAGCAUGCUGUGAUUCCUGCCACGGUGAAGCUGAGGAACGCACAGGCCGCAGAUCUUACCAUCAUAACUUCAUAUCCUAGGCCAUAAUAAAAAAAAACUAGCCUUAUAAGACCUCUUUAGUCUUAACUUCAAGUUUACUACAGCUGUGUUUGUAAUGACUGCAUGCAUGAUGGGUUUCCAUCUAUACUCGGCCUUAUUUAUUCUAUUUAUGUGUUGUAGUAGUUGCACGUAGCUUUGUUGAGCUCGGUGUAUUUUUGUGAUUUGAGGUAUGAUAUUUUCAUACAGCUAGAACGAGACUCUAUUCUAAUGUCUGUCCUGAAGGAUGUUUUUUGUACAUUUUUAUAAUGCAUUUUUUGGAAACUCACCUGUAAAUACGGCUUCUUUUGGUAAAUUAUUUUUCGGGUUUCUUUUGUGCAUGCCGAAACCAUGUUUUUGGAUAGUCACACAGGCUUCUUGCUUUGUGGGGAAAGUCGUAGUGAUUUACUUGAUGUGAAUGACAAGACUUGUUGCAAUAUGUACUUUUUACAGAAAUAAAGUAUAUUUUCACAUAAAAUGAG